UUACAAUAUAAAUCUAUAAAUAAAUAAAAAAUUGCAUAUAAGGCAAAAAAAAAUAAAAAAUUAUCGCAUGCCGCUGCGGUUUCUGUUAACCGCACAGUGUGAUCAGGGGAGUCGGCCAUCUUGCUCGUCACCGUGCGCGUCCCCGGCGUCAUGAUCCAGGGCUUUGAACGGGAGUAACCCCGGCGGCGGGGAGACCUUUACUCUCCUUCCAGCGGGGACGAAGACGACACCGCCUCCCCCCACCUCCUCCAUACUCCUCCUUCUCCACCAGCACCAGGGAAACAUGGCGGCGCACAGCAAGUCCAUCCCGCAUAGCUGCUAUGAGAUCGGGCACACAUGGAACCCGUCGUGCUUCACCUCCUACCUGCAGAUCACGCAGAGCGCCAUGGAGGAAUCCCUAAAGAUCUACGCGCCCCUGUAUCUGGUAGCUGCAAUCCUCCGAAGGAGAAAAUUAGAUUACUACCUGCACAGACUACUGCCAGAACUCCUGAGGUCCACUUCCUUUCUAACUGCAAAUGGAAGCCUAUAUAUUGCCUUUUUCUGUAUACUAAGGAAGAUUCUGGGAAAAUUUUACUUCUGGAGUCCGGGGUUCGGUGCUGCUUUGCCUGCAUCUUAUGUGGCUAUACUGAUUGAAAGGAAAAGCAGGAGAGGAUUGCUGACAAUUUACAUGGCCAACCAGGCCUCAGAGACAUUGUUCCGCAUGGGCGUAACCAGAGGUUAUGUGAAGCCUAUCAGACAUGGAGAGGUUCUUUUGUUUUGCAUCACAGCUGCUCUCUACAUGUUCUUUUUCCGGUGCAAAGAUGGCCUCCAGGGGUUUGCCUUUUCAGCACUUAAAUUCAUUGUGGGAAAAGAAGAAAUUCCUGCUCAUACCCUGUUGCCUGAGACCUUGUAUGCCAAAACCGGGAAGAAGACCAAGGAACAGGAGGCGACGUCCCGGAGGAUAAAUAUAUUUGCUCUAACAAAGAAACUUAUGGACUCAAUAUGCAAACACGGGCCAAGGCACAGAUGUUGCAAGCACUACGAAGACAACUGUAUCUCGUACUGUGUUAAGGGAUUUAUACGAAUGUUCAGCGUUGGGUACUUGAUCCAGUGCUGCCUCCGCAUCCCAUCCACAUUCAGACAAGUGUUUACAAAACCCUCCCGCCUCUUCUCUCUGUUUUACAACAAAGAAAACUUCCAACUGGGGGCUUUUCUGGGGUCUUUUGUCAGUAUUUAUAAGGGUACAAGCUGUUUUUUGAGAUGGGUGCGUAACCUGGAUGAUGAACUCCACGCGCUUAUAGCUGGUUUUCUGGCUGGAAUCUCCAUGAUGUUUUACAAAAGCACCACGAUUUCCAUGUAUCUAGCAUCCAAACUGGUAGAGACCAUGUAUUUCAAGGGGAUUGAAGCCGGUCGGUGUCCCUAUUUCCCUCAUGCGGAUAGUAUCAUCUAUGCUGUGUCCACAGCCAUCUGUUUCCAUGCAGCUGUUCUUGAAGUUCAUAAUUUAAGACCGUCCUACUGGAAGUUUCUUUUGAGACUUACAAAGGGCAGGUUUACUUUAAUGAACAGGAAAGUCUUGGACGUCUUUGGUUCUGAAGCUUCUAAGAAGUUCCCCAACUUUAUACCUAAACUGGACCCAAGAUUCACCACCGUAAAACCAGAGUUACCGAUACAGUUCUCCUGAGCGCUCGUACUCUUCUCCUGUGACAGAAUGUGAAAAUCAAGAGUCUUAAAAUCAGAACAAAUUUUUUGGAGAGAAUCGAAGUGGGAACUGCAGUAUUAACUAAUUCUAGUUGACGAGGAUAAGUUAAUUCUUCUUGAACUUUUUUUGGUAGAUUGUCGAAUGAUCCUGAUAGAGAUUCAAACCAGACACCGAGAUGUCUCCAUUAUCCUGAGAAAUUAUUCAAAAAAAUGCAUUUAUAGUCAUUUAUAAUGGGAUAAAAUUAUUAUUGAUUGUAUCCAAGAUGAACUAACACCAGAUAAACAUCUUAUUAUUCCUCUACAUAAAAUAUUUAGCAGACUUCUCAAUGAGGUGUAGGUAACCGGAGCCUAUGUGGUCACCUACCCCAUGUCGUGGACCAAUGCAGGCAUGUGAUAGUAGGGGGUGUAGUACUUUUUGGUUUACGUCUAUGUAUUAAGGAAUGGUGGGCGCCUUCUCUAACAUUCAAUACAACAUUUUAAAAAUAUUUUCAAACAAUUUCAGCCAGUCAUGAGGUUUAGAAAAGUCCUACUUUAAGUAGAACUUUUGUCAAAAAGUAGCAUCAUGGUCCAAAAUGAAGGGCCUGAACGGUGAAUAAAAUUGGAAAUUGUUGAAAAAGAUCAUAUAAUUGAUAUUAUUGAACCUUCAUGAGUCAAGGAGGUGCUUUGGUUCUUGGGUUCUUUGGCUUUUUGUUGAAAAUAAUGAAUGUAGUACUUUAGUUUGCAUACAUUUUCCAUGAAGCAUUUCCUGAAAAAUACAUUUCCGUUCUCUUUCAUAAGAGUUAGUCAAGAAUUUGCAAUGGAAUUCCUAGAUUUCUAUCUUGCUUUGGUGAUUAGAUCGGGUAAGGCCACCGGUGUGUUCCGUCUUGUCUACUCGGUUAGGCUAGUCUUCUAGAUCUUCCUGGCCAUCAUGUUCCUUACUUGGAGGGAGACAGGGUGGUCCUCCACCUUCACAAAAGGUUUAUUUGGCUGGACAAUGACAUGAGGCAAGUAGUAGGAAUGGUCUUCUCCUGGGUUCCCAUGAAGCUGUUAUUCUGGAAGGAACCCAUGUUCUUGUGCUUCUGUUUUUGAGCUUACAGGGGCACUCCACUGGCCAGCGUUCGGAACAUUUAGUUCCGAAUGCUGUGUUCGCACUGCGCUG
Messenger RNA from Hyla sarda, 2815 nucleotides. RefSeq names its product transmembrane protein 135 (gene TMEM135). The transcript is spliced from 15 exons. Bases 284 to 1660 code for a protein of 458 amino acids. NCBI's taxonomy places the organism in Eukaryota, Metazoa, Chordata, Amphibia, Anura, Hylidae. The record is from RefSeq and is a predicted model, not a curated record.